ACAACUUGUAAGGAAGCUAUUCAGCGAUGGGAAGAAAAAACAGGUCUAAGUGCCAAUGAAGAGAAAGAAAUUAUUUUGUCCUUUCAAUGGCCGCCGAUUGAAAAAAUGGAUAAUAAUUUAGCAGCACUUGCUGCUGUAGAGUUAGUAAUAUUUUUAAAAUUUAUUUAGUAAAAAUAUUAAAAGUAAAAUUUUUCUAGAAAACUAUCUCUCUCAACAAAUAUGAUAGAAAAAAUCACUGGUAUCAGUGCAUUAAAAAAUUUAAAAAUCCUCUCUUUGGGUCGCAAUCAAAUUAAAACAUUCUCUGGAUUAGAAGCAGUUGGAGAACACUUAGAAGAAUUGUGGAUAUCAUAUAAUCUAAUCGAAAAAAUUAAAGGUGUAAAUGUACUAAAAGCAUUAAAAGUGCUUUAUAUGUCGAAUAAUCUGGUAAAAGAUUGGGCUGAAUUUAAUCGUUUGCAAGAAAUUCCGCUUCUCGAAGAUUUAUUAUUCAUCAAUAAUCCUAUCUGUGAAAGUAUGGAUGUAGAAUCUUGGCGCAGCCAAGUAACUAGAAGACUACCAAAACUAAAAAAACUCGAUGCUAUACCGAUUGUAUAAUUAUUUAAUUUAGUUGUUAAAUAUACGAAAUGACAGUAGAAAUUUGAAUUUAAUAAAAAAUUUUGCAAUAAAAUUGCAAAAUAUGUAUUUACACGGUAUAGUGUACAUUUAUAAUACAUUUUUUUUUAUGUUUGAAUAUAAUACAUUGUAUUGACAUUAUCGACAUUGCCUUAUUUUAUAAUUUUUUGUGAUGGUCAAUUAAUAAUCUUCAACUUUCAUGUCGUUUAAUCCCAGUUCUUCAUUCUGAUCAAAACUUCUUUCAUAUUUAAUAAUCUUUAAACCAUUAUCUAAACCUUCAUUAGAAAGGCUUUGAAUGUAACUAUUACCCGCUGGAUCAUCUAAUACAAGUGUAAUCUUUCGCUUUCCUUCCAAAACUUCAUUUAAAUGAGAUAUGAAAAUUUCCAUCCGUUUAACAGUUUCAGGAUCACUACUAUCACCGCUAAAAGCUGUUGAUGAUGAUAAUUGUUCUUUAAUAGCUACUAAAAUGCCUUCUAUAGUAGUAAAACGUCCACCUAAAGCAGCAGGACCAAUUUCUAAUUCCAAUUCUGGUAUUUGCAUAUGACAAGUUUCAGACUUUAACAAAU
Messenger RNA from Apis dorsata (giant honeybee), 1175 nucleotides. Its product is annotated as dynein light chain 1, axonemal-like. Gene Ontology annotation, cellular component: cytoplasm. Lineage: Eukaryota; Metazoa; Arthropoda; Insecta; Hymenoptera; Apidae. Bases 220 to 591 code for a protein of 123 amino acids. The transcript has a single exon. The record is from RefSeq and is a predicted model, not a curated record. Gene Ontology annotation, molecular function: protein kinase binding.